GAGGUGUCCCUCUGGCGGUGUCUCUCCCAAGCGGAGGGGUCCAUCGGGUGUGCUGAAUACUACUCCAGGAUUAUGUUACGUAUCGUGCCGCAUUAACUGCGAUUCUCCGUGCAUCUCCGCCGAGGAAGGAGACGAGUAGGAGGAGGAGGAAGAUCUUAUAAUGCAUCGUUUCUGAAAAGCACAGAGACGAGUAACGAUGACUAAAGACACUGAGAUUAUUAUAAUGUAAUUUAUGUACAUCAGAACUAAGAUCUACCUUUUCCUCCAUUAUGCUCGUUCUGGGAGUGUUUACUUCAAUUGGAAAUCGCUCAACCUCAGUAGAAAUCAUAUCCAUCAAUCGCGGAUGAAUUCUCGAUAUAUUUGUUGCAAAGGCCUAAAAAUAAAAUGGUGAUAGAUUAGUGAUGUGCCUUUAUCUUCGGUAUUUCAAUUUUACUAUGACAGGGACAUCUUGACACAUUUUGAAGAAAAGAGUGUAUGUAAUAAAUAUAAAUUUUUCAACGGUGCGGUUAUACAUACUGAAAGAUGGAUAGUUCAGAGUAUGAAAUGGUCAGAAACAUGACUCUCCUCUUCUUCUUUGAAAGACUGAUGGAUAAGGGUGGUCCGCGGACGUUGCACGACCUAAGUUGUCAGUUCGGCGCUAAGGGAUUCACGAAAGAGAUGCGUCAGAUAGCGGGAGGAUCGCAAAGUGGCCUUAAAAAAUUUCUAGCGCAGUAUCCGGCGCUAUUCUUGAUCGACGGCGAAUACGUGUCCGUUAACACGUUUCAACCGGUUGUAGAAGAGGAGAGCGGGAAUAAAUCGGGUAAACGUGACUACGCCCGCGAGGCCGUGGAAUACUUCACGAAUAAGCUGUUGCAAUACGGAGCGGGUACCGAGGUGCCUAUCAAGAGCCUCCUAGGUCAUCGAUCGCAAGCUUCGCCGGAAGUCAGACACAUAUCCGGUCAGCAUUAUAAGGAAUUUCGUGAUUUUCUCUUGAAGUAUCCCGACGCAUUUGUAAUUAGCGAAGAUAAUGUAAUAUUGAAGCAAUACGAAGGCAUGAAGCCAGAGCCCUUUCACGAAUUGGAGCCGGAUAUCCCGAUAGAUCCUGAGGUCACGGCGAAACUGUUGGACUUUUUCUGCAUGUGUAUCGAGCAGAAGGGUCCGAUUCUUAUAGAUCAGUUAUUCAGUAUGGUUAAUGAGAAGUUCUCCCACGAGAGUUGGACGAGUAUAUUCAAGAUGCCGCAGGAUCUGUCUACUUUUAUAAAAAUGUUUCCAGACGCUUUCCAUGUGCAAACAAAUCUGGUGACGUUAAUAGGCCGACCGAAAUCCUCGGUAAUGGAACCUGCGACCGCGAAAACAAAGACUACGAGCGGCAGUCAGCGAAAUCAGAGCAACAGUGUAGCUCACACGAACAAUACGGUGUCAAUUGUUCCGCCGAGCAAGAUUCAACUAUUUCAAUCACCUUCGGAGCGUUUGGAAAACAUCUGCAAUAACACUACGUCUCACUCCAAUUCGUCACAAAACGCGUGCACGUCGCCCGCUGAAAGCAAUAAUAAUUCACCGCCCGUGAGUUUGCAGCAGCAGUCGCUGAAGCAGAGGUUUAAUACGAUCGUUAUGAGAACUUUGGCGGAUAACACGGAACGAGAUCGCAGUCUGCAAACCGCCCAGAUGGGUGACGCGUGGAAAUUGAAGGUACUACAACAAACUAGGGUAAUAGCAACCUCGCGAGAAAGUCUUCAAGUUAUAGAGGAUAUAAUAAAUCCUCGAAAACCACCCCCUGACGGCAAGGUGAUCAUUUCCUUCGAUUGCGAAGGCAUAAAUCUUGGCGUUAAGGGACAGCUGACUCUUGUACAAAUCGGUACAAUGAGCGGUCAAGCGUACGUGUUCGAUUUGGUCACGUGCCCGAAUCUUAUUCAAGCUGGGGGUCUUCAGAAGCUGCUGGAACAUCCUCACGUUAUUAAGGUUAUUCAUGAUUGUAGGAAUGAUAGUGUCAAUCUAUACAAUCAAUUUAAGAUUACGUUAACGAACGUUUUCGACACACAGGCUGCGCAUGCAGUGCUUCAGUUUCAAGAAACGGGAAAGCCUGUGUAUAAAGUUAAAAAUGUUAAUUUAAACACUCUAUGCGAUCAUUAUGGUGCUCCGUGUAAUCCGCUGAAGGAACAAUUAAAAAACAUUUAUCGUAAGGAUCAACGUUAUUGGUCUCGAAGACCCAUGACUCGCGACAUGUUGAUUUACGCGAGUAGCGAUGUUUUAAGUCUUGUACCUCAAGUUUAUAACGCUAUGUCUAGACUUAUAAAACCAGAAGUACAAGAUCUUUUUGCAGAGCUGUGCGAAGAACAGAUUCAGAUGCAUAUAAGACCGUCGGAUGUAAAAGCGCGCAAGAAGCAGCGGAAGGUUGAAACCGAAGUAGCGGAUCUGAAAAAGAGAAUGGAAGAAGCAACGAGUAAAAAUAUUGUACUGAGUAAUCGUGAAAUUCGGCUUCUUCGCUAUUUGGAUCUUACAGAGGAUGAAAAGGAAAAGCUCAAAGGAAGUUACAAAGUUGCUAGAAAAUUGGAAAAGUUAGAGAAUAUGGGCCAGGACAAGGCUGAUAGCAGUGAUGACGACGAUGAGGAUAAAACAGACGAUCAUGAAUAUCAGAGCUUGGAAAGCUAUACGUCGGAAAAUUCUCAUUCUGGUGGCAUAUUGUCGCCACGAAACGCCGAUACACCAAGUUUAACUGAGUCAAUGCAAAUGAUGGACGAAAUACUCUCGGAUGGUCGGAUGGACAAACUGGAGAAAAUUGAGAAACUGGAAGCCAUACUAUCAGCUGUUACUAGCUCCGCAACUGACCAGCUUUCCGCCAAUAAUGCGGAUGCAUCGCCUAUCAAGUGUGUCUGCAUGUGUCAAGACAAAACCGAUAGUCCGCGGACGGUUCGCCAGGCUACUGGAACUAGUGUGGCUUGUCAAACGCUUAGCACAGGUGAUAUAGUAUUUACUAGGGUCUUUGUCAGCGAAGAGGAGAAAGAGAGAGUAAGAUUAUUGAAUUCGCCAAAAAAGUAGGUAUUACAGCUGCUGUGAAAGUAGUAGAAAAGUUGCCAUUUAUACGUUUUUUUAUAAAACGAAACGCGAUUGCAUAAAAGAAUUAAGUAGUUAAAAUUUAUCUAUUUUAUGUAAUAUAUAUAUAUAACAAAAUUCACAUAGAGCAGAACUGACGAAACUCACAGAAUAUUCUCUGGCGUGUCUGCUCUUUUGAAAAAAGUGUCUUAAAUGGAUAGGCCUUGUUAUACAUGCUUUUCCAGAUCUGAUAAUAUAAUGAUCAGAUUUUUGGAAAAAGGUUAUUCAUUUUCAUAUGAUGAUAUCGUGUAUUCAUUAUCUACUUGAAGAUUAUCUUUCUUUUACGAGCGUUUAAGAAAGACCGAAUCGUUUUAAUGACGAAAGUAAUAACAAAAACGCGAACAAGGUUUUAAUAGCUACAGAUUUUGUGAUUUUUACAACAAUUUGCGGCUUUUCAUGUUUAUAUAUAAAUCUCGGAAUAAAAUUUUAAAAAAAAUUUUUUAAUUAUUAUCUCUUCAAGAUAAAAAAUAUAUAUAUAUGUACAAAUAUCAACAGGAGAAUCAUACUAUCCAUAUAAGGGUAACGAUUGCUAACGUUUUUAAUAGCGUUGCGAAAUUAAUAGAACGCAUAUCCUUCGUGCUUGUAAAACACUUUUUAUGUGAAGUACUGCAUUAAAAUCGCUAAUUUUUGAAUACUGUACGGCCUAGUUUGCGUCACUUAUCGAAAGAAAUAAAUUAUCGGCAGUAAUGGAGCACAACAGCAGCUAUCUAACAAAAAAUGCUUUCUCCUACGUGAUUUAAGCUUAUGCACGCAAAAUAAACUUAUGCAGAUCUCUUCCUUACAUCGAUUACAGACAACUUAUUUUCGUAUAUAGCUAUACAAGUGCCAAUUUAAUAUAGAAUAUGUACAAUAAAUGGAUUAUUACAUUUUAUAUUUCUAUUUAAUUACAUGCUUGGUGAAUAAUUUAUGCUCGCACUUCCAAUAAACGAUAAAUAAUCUAUAGUAUUAAAUAAGAUAAACAUAUAUUCGUGUUAUAAAUCGUGUUAUAUAUUCGUAUCGUAUAGAUCUGCAUUUAUACUCUUCUAAUAACAUAUCAUUAACAAGUAAACUGCCAGCACAAGAGAAGUGACGAUUUCAAAAAACCUAAAUAAAUUGUCAUUGUUAAUUGUCAGUGUUUUUAGUGCAAUACUUUACACAUGGACAAAAAAAAUAUACGUUUAAUAUCGAUCGCGUAAUCCUAUUUUAACAUUAAAAGCAUACUAUGAAGGUAUAUAGCCGAAAGACAAGUUAUGUAAGCGAAUCAUCGACACAUUCUCAUUUAUUAUCAAUCGAGAGGCUCAACUAGUAUCAAAUUGUUCGACUAUCUUGUAUACACUAAUCAUAAAGUACGCUAGAAGCUACUGUAGUAUACCUACAUUUCUUUGAUCUAAUCAAAACGCCGACUACUAGCAAUAUUUUUUAUAAAAAUUCUUGAGAAUGUGAGACAAGUACAUCGAGUGUUCUCUAGUACUUUGACUUAGAUAUUUGAUUAGUAUAUUUUGUUAUAUAAUUGGAAGGAAAAUUAAUAAGAAAAUAAUACUUAUGUAAGGACAUCCUCAGUUGGAGGAAUGCGUAACUGCGUUGUUUCUAGAAAGUGCAAUUUAGUUCAUCGCAGAAAUAUAUUUGGUACUCAAAUUAUUUCGACAUUUAUUUGCGUGCGUUACUUUAUAUCAGGAUAAUUUUGCACGCAUUUGUUCGAUAAAGUCUCGAUAUAGAGAAUUUUUAUUUGUGAGAUACUCUAUGCUCUAUAUAUAAAUGAUAUUUAGGACAAAAAUUUGAUGAGAAUAUAAAUCUCUUGUAAGAAUGUAAAACAAUCGUGUACAUCCUUAGGUUUGGGUUUAAUUUUAUUCAUGUUAUAAUCUUUUCUUUUUAUUUCUAUAAUAUUAUGAUAUAAAUUUUUAUAAAUAUAUAAUGUCAAGUUAUAUAUUUAUAAAUAUAACAGGUAUAUAAAUUCUUCUAUAUACUGACAAUCUCAUUCAUAUUUUUAUUUCUUGCAAUCAUAUAUUUACUUUCAAAUAAUCAUGAGAUUAUUGCAAGUUCUAACUAAAUUAAUUUUGUUCAUUUCAAUUAUUAAUGACUUGUUAAUUAUGGAUGAAAAAAGUAAGAUUACACACACCUUUAUUUUUGAAAUUAGUUAUCAAACUCAAUUCAUUUUAUGACUAAAAUAAGUACUAACUAUUGACAGAAGAAUUGUACAAUAUUUGCAUGAUGAUAGUAGUUUGCAGAUUUAUUGACUAGUUUGCAAUGUGAUUCACCCUGAUUUUCAUAAAGGGAAAACGUUAUUUAAUGCCAUUUUUUUGUUUAUGUACAUUUUAUUUUCUAAUUAUCUGGGUGAUUCGACUUUUAUUAGUAAUGCUAUAAGAAUGGAUUAAAAAGAUAUUAUCCGAAUUAUUUUGCAAUGCAUUUAUAUCAAGUCGAAUAAUAUUUAUAC
Solenopsis invicta (red fire ant) is the source of this 5479-nucleotide messenger RNA. RefSeq names its product egalitarian protein homolog (gene egl). The transcript has 8 exons. Gene Ontology annotation, biological process: nucleobase-containing compound metabolic process. NCBI's taxonomy places the organism in Eukaryota, Metazoa, Arthropoda, Insecta, Hymenoptera, Formicidae. The record is from RefSeq and is a predicted model, not a curated record. Gene Ontology annotation, molecular function: 3'-5' exonuclease activity; nucleic acid binding. Bases 523 to 3015 code for a protein of 830 amino acids.